Messenger RNA from Eleginops maclovinus (Patagonian blennie), 3123 nucleotides. RefSeq lists its product as uncharacterized. The record is from RefSeq and is a predicted model, not a curated record. Bases 1445 to 2827 code for a protein of 460 amino acids. Lineage: Eukaryota; Metazoa; Chordata; Actinopteri; Perciformes; Eleginopidae. The transcript is spliced from 2 exons.
AAAUAUAUAUAUUUUUUUUUAAACCCAAAACGCGAUAACUCCACGGCUUUCGAGUCUGUUCGUUCUCUGCCAAUGGUAGGAAAGAAGCGCCGCUGUCCAGUUCUGAUGUUAAACAGUGUUAGCCAAUCAGAAGCAAAACGGGGCGGGCCUUAACACAACGCGCCUCGAUCAACUAAACUGUAGCACAGAUAGGCCUACUCUCUUACUACGAAGGCUGUGACUGUAGUUAAUGGAGAGAGGGGCAUAGGAGCAGGCGCGAUGCAGUACAUGAAACCAGGGGAAAAUACCCUCGAGAUAGAUAAAGGUCUGAAAAAUAAAUGGCGCUGGGUAUGGCUGGAGGAGAUUGGACGAGAUGGCAAACCAUUUAGCAGUUGGUGUAAGAAGUUGAGUGAGACAGGCGCUUGCUUCUGCACGCUGUGCUCCAGGAGGCUAAUAUAUGCAUCCAGCGGCAAAAAGGUUCUUCGUAAACACGAAUCAGACCCUCGUCACCUAGCUGCUGUUCGUGCUGUCCCACACACGACGCGUUUACCAGGAGCAACAACAACAUCUGAUGUACCGGCUUCCAUAACUGACCGUGUGUGUGAGUUAAAAAUACGGGUGUGUGCAUUUCUCGCAGAACACGACCUCUCCUUCACGCUAUCACAACCCCUGGUCGAGCUGUGUAAAAAAGUAGCGGAAGAUAAAAUUGCACUAAGUAAAAUGUCCAUUUCAAAUCAGCUGGCCAGCUAUUUCAACACUCACGGGAUAACACCUGAGUUUAAAAGGCAAAUUUCCACCAAACUGAAAAACAACAUGUUUUCCCUGAACGUCGACGAGGCCACCAAUAAUAACAUGGAUAAAGUCCUCAAUGUUCUUGUUCGUUUUUUUGACAAUGAGGAAAAUGCUGUUAAAACGCAACACCUCGCUAGUCGAAAAAUGAACAUAGCCAAUGCUGCAGCACUUACCCAGGAAUUGAAGGAUGUGCUGCAGUCCUAUGGUUUAGGGCUGCAGCAGGUGACCAGUAUUUUACUGGACAAUUGUGCGGUUAUGCGGGGAAAGAAGUCCGGUCUCGAGACACAGUUGCGCAGGGAGAACCCGCACCUGCUGGAUAUAUCUGGCGACACAGUCCAUAUGGUUUCUAACGGUGCAAAAGCCAUGAUGAGCCCUUUCAAGGCAGAGGUGGAAGAUUUCUGCUCGGAUGUGUUUUAUGACAUAGAGAAGUCUCCGAAACAGAAAGAAAUAUUUUCGGAAUUCCAGAGAUUACUCCAUCUUACACCGAAGAGCUUGAUCAGGCCCAUCAGUAACAGGUUCCUGCAGAUGUUGGAGGUGUGCAAUAGGGUGAGAGAACUCCUGGAUGUCCUGAUUGUGCACUACUACAACCUACUGGAUCCGGGCGAAGAGCAUAAAUACAGGUGUCCUUCCAACAUUUCAGGCAUUUCUGAAAAAACUGCAACAUGAGAAACCAAUGGUGCACUUGUUGCAUGUUGAAAUGUUGGCACUGGUAAGAGAGCUGCUAAGCAAAUUCAUGAAGCCAGGAGCUAUCCCCCUGAGUGUCAAAGAGAUCCUCAAGAUCAAUGUACGGGAUGCAGCGUUACAGCUGCCUAACAAAUCCCUGUGUGUUGGAAAAUAUGGAUACUCUGCCAUGACCAAGGCCCGUGUGGCGAAGACACUGUGGGUUGGAAACUUGUACAACUCCCUCAGAGAGGGCUACAUGAAGGCAGCAGAGUUUCUACUCAAAAACCUUCCCCUCGACAACCACAUGGUCACCUCACUCUCGGCUCUGACCCCAUCCCUCAUACAGUGUGACUCCUUAGGUUCAGCAUUCAUGGCAUUAGGGAAGGCCUUGCCUAAUGUGGUUCCACCUGAAGCACUCGGCCCACUGCGGGAGGAGGUUCGUGCAUACCAAAUAGAUGCUGACCUGGUACCUCUGGCCAAUACCUAUGUUGAAGAAAACAGCCGAGUGGAUGUGGACUGGUGGAGUCAGGUGGCACUUCUAAGAAAUUCAGAAAGAGGUGUGAGAUACCCAACCCUGAUCAAACUUGUGAAAGCCCUUCUUUCAAUUUUCACAGGCCCGCUGGUGGAGGGGUCUUUCAACAUAAUGGAUGACAUACUGGAGGCAGACAGGUGCAGGAUGAAUGUGGAAACGUAUGAGAGCCUCGCCAUAAUUAAGUCAACAAUGAAAGCCAGGAAGUGGACGGCCUCAACAAUGUUAAUUGACCAGCCUUUAAGGAAUUCUUGCCUUUCCUCCUAUAAAACAUACCAACUCCACCUAGAGAAAAAGAAGGCAAGAGAACAGGGAAUGAGGGAGAAAAGGAUGAGUGAGGCCAUGAGGGUGAGGUCUACAGCGGUGGCAAACAGAAUAGUGACCCAGGCGAAGAAAUCAAAAGGGCCAUCCUCUUCCUCCACUAGGCCAGCUGCCUCACCUAGACCAACCAGACCUUCACCAAAGACCAUCUCCUCUGCAAAAACAAGACCUUUUCGACCCACUGGGCCCUCCACCACCUCCUCUGGGGCAGCUAAAAAGCCAUCCAGCUCCUCCUCUGGGCCCUCUGCCUCCUCGUCUGGGGCAACUAAUAAGCCUUCCGCCUCCUCAUCUGGGCCCUCUGCCUCCUCAUCUGGGCCCUCUGCCUCCUCAUCUGGGCCCUCUGCCUUCUCAUCUGGGCCCUCUGCUUCCUCAUCUGGGCCCUCUGCCUCCUCCUCUGGGCCAUCCACUGCAUCCUCUGGGCAACCAAAGUUAUUUUCUCUGUUUCAUGGUCCAGCCAAGAAAUCCUCUUCAAUAGCCUCAACUACCUCUGGAAAAAGGAAGAGUUCGGAUGACUCAGAACCCGGAAAAAAGAGGAAAAAAUAGAGCACUUUGUUUCAUUUUUUGAAUCUAGUUUUGAUAACUUAAACCCCACUAAAAAGUACUUUGGAGAUACAAAUGCACUUUGUUUAUUUCUUUCUAUUUGAUUUAAGUUAUCAUUUCAUGUAGGAGUUAAUGUUUUUGAUUACUUGUUUUGAUAUUACUUGAUAUAACUUUCUAUUGGUUUUAUUAACAUCUGUGUAUUUAAUUUGCCAUUUUAUUUCUGAUGAACAAAGUUCAAAGUUAUUGAAAUGUUGAAAUUGUUGAAUUAUUUGAUUUAUUAAAACUGUUUGAAAAGUAAA